This is a messenger RNA of Formica exsecta, 2134 nucleotides long. RefSeq names its product antichymotrypsin-2-like. The transcript has 9 exons. NCBI's taxonomy places the organism in Eukaryota, Metazoa, Arthropoda, Insecta, Hymenoptera, Formicidae. The coding region runs from base 438 to 1694 and encodes 418 amino acids. Gene Ontology annotation, molecular function: serine-type endopeptidase inhibitor activity. The record is from RefSeq and is a predicted model, not a curated record.
UAUAUAGUAUGCCGUCAUCGCGAUAGUGAUCGGUAGUAUCAAAAGUAUUCCAAAAUAUCGCAAGGUACGAAAGUCCUGGAAAUAUUAUACAGAAAGUUUUCCAAACAGCUGAAAACCGUUGUUGUUGAAAUAAAUUCGAGACCAUCUCUAAAAUCACCUCUUUUGCUUUAACACCUGACGCAUAUACAUCUGGCACCUAACCUAACUUAAUUUAAAAGGAGAGAAUUUUCGAUUAGAAUUUAACCAGAUUAUAUGUCAUUUUGAAAUUUCUGGAUUUUUGAGCUUUCUAGAAAUAUUAUAGUCAUUUAAAAAAAAAGGAAGGAUUUCAAAAAAGUUACUACAUAUGUACAUACAUACAUAUAUUAAGUUUAAUAACUCUUCCUUAAUUUUACUUGAAAUAUAUCCUUAUUUUUUAUAUUCCUACACAUAGAAUCACAAUGUUUAAGCACACAGCAUUGUUUAUGAUAAUCAUUGCUAGCACUGUAUUGCAUACAGUAAUAAUGUCUGUUGAAGAAGUAUCAUCGAGCAUAAAAUUAAAUACUUUUAAACGGAUAUCUACAGCGUGUAAUGAUUUUACAAAUUCGUUGUAUAAGACUUUAGCAGUAAACACCGACAAGAAUAUAAUAAUUUCUCCUUUGAGCUUACAUAUGAUAUUGUCCUUACUUUCUAAUGGCGCUGGAGGAUCCACACUGGAUGAGUUAAGAUCUGCUCUUGGCUAUAAUGAUAAAGAAUCUUUAAAUGAUGAAUUUAGAGCUCUGAUCGUCUUGUUAAAUGAUAUGGAAAAUGUCACAUUGCAUAUAGCGAAUGCAGCAUAUAUUCAAAAGGAAGUUGAUCUAACAGGAGACUUUUUAUCAAUAUGCAUGAAUAUUUUUCAAUCCGCGAUUACAAAAAUAAAUUUCAAAAAUAAUGUACAUGCUGCGGAAACUAUUAAUUCAUGGGUCCAAAUGGCGACAUAUAAUAAAAUAUCCAACAUAAUAUCUCCAGAUGAUAUCAGCAUAGAUACAAAUUUUAUAAUGGUAAAUGCUAUUCACUUUAGAAGUAGAUGGCUAAAACCGUUUAAUGAAGAGGACACGCAGCAACGCGAAUUUCAUGUUUCGAAAACAGAAACAUGUCUUGUCCCAACAAUGUAUAGAAAAGCGACAUAUUUUUAUGGUGAAAUACCAACUUGGGAUACACAAUUCAUUGAAAUACCAUAUUUGAAUGAGGAAAUUGUAAUGAUAAUAUUAUUGCCGGAUAAAGAUAUAGAACUGCAGCUUGUAGAAAACAAUUUUAAUUGGGAAACAUUGGUAAAAAGACGCAAGUUUUAUGACGAUUUUGAAUUAUAUCUACCCAAGUUUAAAUUUGAGAUUGCUAUUAAUUUAAAAGAUGUUCUACAUAAGAUUGGCCUGAAUGCGAUGUUUAAAGAUAAUUGCGAUUUUACACGUCUUUCAAAAUUUCCUUUAAAAGUGAGCAAUGUAUUACAAAAAAUUUUCAUAGAUGUUAACGAACAAGGUACAGAAGCUGCUGCUGUAACAGUUGCCGAAAUGAGGUCGAGAAGAAUGGCAAUCGAACCAAUGGAAUUUAUCGUAGAUCGUCCAUUUAUGUUCGCAAUUGAACAUAAACCAACCACAAUUCCACUAUUUUUAGGGAGCGUGCGAAAACUGAACUCAUUCGUUUCAGUGAGAGAUGAAAUUAAUAUGAAAGAUGAAUUAUAAAUUUUAUUCUAUUCUUAAGUUUAUUGAAAGUUUUAUAUCAAACUAUAUAUAUAAAGAAUUUAAAUAUUUUGAGAUUUUAUUAUAAUAUAUAAAGUUUAAACAUUAAUAAAUAAUUUACAUUUUCCGAGAAUAUGCUCGAGUGAGAUAUUGGUCGAUACGAUUAUUGCUUAUAAAAUUUCCGAAUUUUGUUACAGAACAUCCAAAUAAAUGCGCAUUUGUAUGCGUUAUUUUUUUACAUUAAUUCUUGAAAAAAAAGAUUUAAAAGUCUUAAAAAAUUUAAUAUAGAAAGUUUAUUUUAAAAUAAAUAUGGAAAAAGUUUUAUGAGUUUAAAUGUGGAUUGAAGUUCCAGGACCAUAUAUAUCUAUAUAAAUUAUAUAUUAUAAAAUAUACCAUGUCUGCAUUUUUAAUAUUAAAUUUUAUGAGCGUUUUAUGAGUAAUAA